CGUCGUUCAAGCCAGCGGUAGUAGAGACUACGACCGAGGCUAGCUAAGCUAAGAGAUGGCGGAUCACCAGUACUCGGCGUGGACGACUUCCGCUGCUCGUCAUCGGGUCUUCUCCUGUGCGCUCAUGGCUCUUGUUAGUUUUGUGGCUGCAGGACGACCCAUGGUGCUCGCCGACGCCAUCGUCUUUCACGUGGCGAACAGGUGCCCGUUCCCGGUGUGGCCGGCGUCCGCCCCUAACACCGGCCACCCAGUGCUCGCCGGCGGCGGCUUCUACGUCCCGCAGGGCAAGUCGAGGCGCGUCGUCGCGCCGGCCAACUGGAACGGGCGCUUCUGGGCCCGCACCGGUUGCAACUUCACCGCGAACGGCAUGGGCGUAGCGGGCUGCCUCACCGGCGACUGCGAGGGCCGGCUCGCCUGUAACGGGUCCGUGGGCGCCCCGCCCGCCACGCUAGUCGAGGUGAGCCUGCACGAGGACGCCCCGAAAGGGAGCUCCUACGACGUGAGCCUGGUGGACGGGUACAACCUCCCCGUCGCCGUCUCCGCCAAGCCCGCCACGGGCGGCGCGGACCCGAACAAGUGCGCCAUUGCCGGCUGCGCCAAGAACGUGAACGCGGUGUGCCCGCCGGAGCUGCAGGUGACCGCUACCGGCAGCGGCGGCGGCAAGACGGUGGUGGCGUGCAAGAGCGCGUGCCUAGCGUUCGGGCUCGACGCCUUCUGCUGCCGCGGCGCGUACGCGACGCCGGCCACGUGCCGAGGGACCGUGUACUCGCGCCUCUUCAAGGACGCCUGCCCGGCAUACUACAGCUAUGCCUACGACACCGCCGCCACGACGGCCAGCGGGUGCUACGCGCAGGAGUACAUCAUCACGUUCUGCCCGUCCAGAUGGGGCGACGAGCCCGGGGAUCGUGCUGCUCAGAUUUGAAUUUGGUGUCGUCAUCGUCAGUCAGGCAAUUACCAAUCACCAUUGCGUCGAGCUUUUCGCACGUCUUUAUGUAUGUGUGUACGCUUGUGUCUGCUUCUAGUGGGCUUUCACAUAAAUUUCUACAUACAUAUACACAUACAACAAUAAAAAAUAAGGUAGUGCUAUUUA
Messenger RNA from Zea mays, 1090 nucleotides. RefSeq lists its product as uncharacterized. The coding region runs from base 56 to 922 and encodes 288 amino acids. The record is from RefSeq and is marked validated. The transcript has a single exon. NCBI's taxonomy places the organism in Eukaryota, Viridiplantae, Streptophyta, Magnoliopsida, Poales, Poaceae.